AAGCUGCUUCAGUCGGUCCUGGGGCCCUGUCGCGCGCAGAGGGACGGGCGGCGGUGGCGGCGGUAUAUCCUGGAUCCCCGCCCGCUGUUCUCGCCUGUACAGUGAUCAAUAGACGUCUCUUCUGUGCUCUGCUCUCUCACCACGAUCGCGGAACGCCACAGUACCAACUCUCAUCUCAUAUUGGUUUGCUUCUGCUUCACUCGUCGCUGCUGUGAAGUUGUGGUGUUUCUUCCACAUUUGGUCGAUUUAACGCCGUCUUCCAAUUAACGAGAUGAAGUGGUUAGCAUUAUGCGUACUAGCCGUUGUUUUGAUAACUCUCGCAGUGGCAGACGGAGAGAUAUGGGAGGAAGACGACCAUGAAGUGCUUAUCAGAAGUGAACGAGGAGCCAAGAAUCGUGAAUGCAGAUACGGAAAAGGAGCAUGGUCGGAAUGUGACUCCAAGACCAACAUGCGUUCGAGAACGUUGACUUUAAAGAAGGGCAACCAGACGACGUGUGAAUCCACGAAAACAAUCCAGAAAAAAUGCAAGAAAGCGUGUCGAUAUGAAAAAGGAACUUGGGGUGACUGUAAUGCUCAAAGUUUGAUGACGCGAAACGACAAGUUGAAGCCCAACAGCGACGCGAGCUGUGAACAGAACAGGCAAAUCACAAAAAAAUGUAAACCUAAGAGCGUCAAACCAACGAAAGGUAAAGCCACUCGUCGCAACAGGCAGUAGAAGAUAUGAGGAAUUUAGGAUAAAUCAUUUUCGAUAUUAUAUACCAUCUAAGUAAUUCAUUCAUCUCAAUUAUAGUUCUUCUUUACAUAGUUAUGGGUGUAGAUUAUGGUCAUUAAAAAGGUAUUGUCAGCCCUUGCAUAGGGACUUGGUUAAUAAUUAAGCUAAAGUAAAUGGGUUGCUCUGGCAUAGCUUUCUGGUUAUUUCCUUUAACUGAAGCUAAUAUCACCUAAUAGUCUACACCUAUAAAGACCACUCUUUGCCAUUAACCCUGUACGGCCCACUGCCAACAAAAUCACAAAAUGGAUCCUUCUCAUCCCCUCGAUUGACCACCCUCAUUACGUAAACAAUGCAAAUACCACCGCAGGCUAAACUGCGAUGGAGUUUACGUUAAUUUCAAAUGUAUAGAUGUUUGUUGUAGGGUUGUACAAUAGUAUAAUCAUCGAAACUAUGUGUGUAACAUUACAUAUGAAUAUUGAUUUAAUAUAUGAUAUUUUCAAUUAUUGUUUUUGGUAUGUAAUAUUUUUUACUUAACUAUAAAUGUGGAUGUGGACUUAAUCUAACAUAAUAUUGUAUCAUUGUAUUUGACACAUUCAAACAAAAAAAUAAAUAAAGUGUUUACCAUUA
Messenger RNA from Zophobas morio, 1339 nucleotides. RefSeq names its product pleiotrophin (gene miple1). The record is from RefSeq and is a predicted model, not a curated record. The transcript is spliced from 5 exons. Gene Ontology annotation, molecular function: growth factor activity; heparin binding. Lineage: Eukaryota; Metazoa; Arthropoda; Insecta; Coleoptera; Tenebrionidae. Gene Ontology annotation, cellular component: extracellular region. Gene Ontology annotation, biological process: mesoderm morphogenesis. Bases 272 to 715 code for a protein of 147 amino acids.